Molecule: messenger RNA, 3733 nt
Organism: Melospiza georgiana
Lineage: Eukaryota; Metazoa; Chordata; Aves; Passeriformes; Passerellidae
Gene: PSTK
Product: phosphoseryl-tRNA kinase
Exons: 6
Coding region: 1-1068 (355 amino acids)
Molecular function (GO): kinase activity; tRNA binding
Source: RefSeq, a predicted model, not a curated record
AUGCGCACAGCGCCGGCGGAAGCGGCGGGACCCGCAGCACUGGCGGCGGAGCAGCAGCGGCAGCACCGGGAGAGCGGCGGCGGCGCCCGGGUGGGGCUGUGCCUGCUGUGCGGGCUGCCCGCGGCCGGCAAGUCCACGCUGGGCCGCGCCCUGAGCCGCCGGCUGCCGCAGCGGCGGGGCUGGGCCUGCGCGCUGCUCGCCUACGACGAGCUCAUCCCGCCCGAGGCCUUCCGCACCAGCCCGUCCCCAUCGCUGCCCGGCUGGAAGCAGAGCCGCCGCGAGCUGCUGCAGUGCCUGGAGGGGCUCCUGCGGGCGCUGCUCACCGGGGCGCCGCUGCCCGGCCCCGCGCAGCCGGGCUGGCCGCGCUUCCUGCGCUGCUGCCGCCGGGAGGGGCUGCUGGCCGCCCCCGAUGGGGACACCGGAGCCGCCCCCCGGCCGCUCGUCCUCCUGCUGGAUGACAACUUCUAUUACCAGAGCAUGCGCUACGAGGUGUACCAGCUGGCCCGCAAAUAUUCCUUGGGCUUCUGCCAGUUAUUUUUGGAGUGUGCAGUGGAAUGCUGCCUGCAGAGGAACCGCCUCAGGAGUGACCCUGUGCCUGAGCAAACCAUACAAUUAAUGGCAAGGAAAAUAGAGAUGCCAGAUCCCAGGAAAAACACCUGGGAGCAGCACAGCCUCAUUCUGAGCAGUUCUGAUGGCAUCUCAGAGGAUGAUGAGCAGAUCAUGAACUUGCUGGUCACUGCUUUGGAAAAUCCAGAGAGGCCAAAUGAGGAGGACACAGAGCAGAAGGAGGCAGCUCGAGCCACGUGUGCAGCCAGUGCUGUCCACCAGGCUGACCAGGCGUGCAGGAGAGCCAUCUCUGAGGCCAUGCAGGAUGCCAAAGGUAAAAACGUUCUCCCGAGUGAGAUGAAGAGCCUGGCAGAAGAACUCAACAAACUGAAAGCAGAAGUUUUGGAAGACUUGAGGCAAGGGAAGACUUUGAAAAGCCAAUAUUCUGACCCUGCUACAAGUGUUAUUUCUUCAUUCCAACAGGAGGCAGCCAAGGUACUAAAUAAAUAUAUUUUAAAAUAAUGACACAGAGAAUGUUGGGUGUUUAGGAGUCCCAAGUAUUAAAAUGCAGGACUCUGAGCACUGCUGCUGAGAUCUGAGGGGCAGCUCCCCUCUCUGGAGCCCCUGUGCCUCCUCUCCCCAUGAAAUGGAAGAGAAACACUUUAAUCAAGUCUAACCAAGCUGUUCUUGGCUGUGGAGAUCAAGCCAAGAGCAAACCAUCCUGAGAUUCAAAUUUCACAGAAUCAGGAAGAGUUAACCCAGGAGGAGCACCAGGGAAAUCACCAGCUCCACUCCUGGAAGGAUAUGCAAUUAAAAACUGACAUGGGACCUAGUUAGAAAGUGUUAUUUUAUUCAUAUCUUACAAAAGCAAAGCUUCACAACAUGAACUACACGAGAUAGAGUUAUUUCAGAAUUAACCUUGUCGUCUCAGAAAUGUUCACUAACAUUAAAAUUUAUUUUACAACUCUAACAGCUUUCAUUUUUGCAUAAAAUCUGGUCUUUACACUGAAGUACAUAUUAUUAACAAAGUAGGUACUUAGAAGCACAUACACAAAGAUUGCUCAAUGAAAAAUGCUUUAGCAGGAGAGAGAUUUCCUGCAGCAGAACAUCAUUUGCUGUAGAUUUUCAAAGAAGCUUAAAAUUAGUAGAAAACUUGCCAGUGAAGACUUCUAAAUUACAUUCCCUUUGUCAAAAAGAAACAAAAAGCAAACCCCCAAAACAUUCUGGAACAAAACAAACAUUAACAAAUUAUUUGUCUGGAAAAUACUGCUGGAAGGUGUCCCAGCACUGAGUUUUAUAUUAAAAAGCCAAUCAACAUUUUAUGUCUAAACAGGUGUCUGUGAAAAAACAAAUAUUUUUCCUAUUGCCUCCUUCACAGUUGAAUGUUAAGUGAGAUAAUGAAGAUGUUCAAAUAUUCAAAUGUUCAGUGGAAUAUUCAGUCUCAAAACUUGAGUGUGUAUUAAAUAGUGCAUGUUAGAAAUGCCCACAAAGCUAUAAAAUAAUCUGUGACAAUAAAAACAAAACCCCCACAAGGUUUAUGUUUUGCAACUUUAACAGAAUUUAACAGAGCUGAGCUAUGGAAAAAUUCCAUCUCCUUUCCAAACUUCCAUUUAUAACAGUUAAAAUGCUAAUCACCCAUUACCUUAUAAUGUGAGGAUCUGGGUUUUUAGAAAAAAAACACCAAAACAAGUGAGUGCAGAGUAGCACAUGGAGGACUCAAUAUGAAAAGUUCUUUUAACAAAGGACUCAAUCCCAGAAUCCUGGACAAAUCUCCCUCCCUGGCUCUGGGUAAGGCCUGCUUGUGCAAGGGAUCACACUUGGAAAGAAUUUGCCAGUACCAGCUCUGGACUUUAAAUUAUAGUCAAUAAUAUGAAUAAAUUAUGAAACAUAGGAAAAUGCACCUUCCAAAGGUGCUCAGUUGACAGGAGGGGACAAUGAUGGCAGGGCAGUGUGAUCCUGGAACAGGAACAGUCCCAGUCCUGGGAAGAACACAGGGACCCAGCCCAGGGCUCUGGGGGCAGAGCCAGGGGAUGAGCACCAAAGCUGCUGCUGCUGCUGCCCAAGAACCCCCUGCAAUGAGCAGUUUGCCCAAAGAAACAGAGAAAAGAGUUUUUUCAUUCCUCAACUAUUCAGAGAUGUCCCAACAAGUCUACUCCAGAGCAGAACCAGUGGUGUCCAGGCAGCAGCAGGAAAAUCCUUCCAAACAUCCAUCUGCAAGGCUUGGGGACAGAUUUUUUCACACUGAGUUCUGUUGUUCAGAAUGGCCAUUCCCCACAGUGGGAUCCCCUCCUAAACAAGGGCCCCUUUUCCAUGAGAUCCUGCAGGAUCCCUCCUGCUCCCAGCUCCUCCAUCAGUGCCCUACCCUGAUUCUGCCCAAGGCCAUCAUGGCUCAGGAGUCAUUUCUCUAAAUCACCAAAUCAAGAGACAAAGAGAAGCCUCUAACAAUGUGAGCAGAAGCCCCAGAGGUCAGAAACCACAUCUGUGCCCAGGGCAAUGACUCUCCCCAGGAUACCAGCAAGGAAAACCCACAAGGGAGGAGCACCUGGCUGCUGUGGUCACUCAGCACUAAAGGUGCUCCCUGAAAGGAGCUCCAGCAGGCCACAAGUUCCCUUGGGAAUGCCAGAGCUUAGAGUGCACCAUCUACCAAAGAGGCAAGGAAAACCACUUCCCUAAAUUAAUAAUUGUAAAUCUUCCAGUCUUCUCUUAACACUACAUUUCAGCCAAAUGUAAAUUGUAGAAUUGUCCAAUGUGUGAUCCAUCAUUUCUGCCCUCUUUAAUUGGAAAAAAUUUUGAUUCCAAAACCUGUCCAGGAGCAGUAACUUCUAACUGGAUUCCACUUCAGUCAGCUUUUACUCCUUAAAAUAAAGAUGUUUACACACACAGACUUGCAGUUUUACUUAUAAAUCUAAAAAGUAUAAAGCAACAAUGAAAUACUUUGGAAUUACAGAGUGUCCUGAUGAAAAAUGAAAAUCACAUUCUGUCUUAAAAAUCCAGCAGAACAAAUUCUGAACCAGGCCUGAAAACAAAGCAAUUUUUAGGGAUGACAGUGUUAUUGUUCAUCUUCACUACACUGGAACCACUCCAGUGGAAGAUUUCUGACCUCAUUACUUCAAGACUGCACAGCCAAGAAAGAACCCAGUUCCUCAAGCACAGAAAUUCAACUGUAGGUCAGUCAGGUAGACAGAAA